This is a messenger RNA of Penicillium crustosum, 1089 nucleotides long. Its product is annotated as zinc-binding alcohol dehydrogenase family protein. Bases 1 to 1089 code for a protein of 362 amino acids. Lineage: Eukaryota; Fungi; Ascomycota; Eurotiomycetes; Eurotiales; Aspergillaceae. The record is from RefSeq and is a predicted model, not a curated record. The transcript has 2 exons. Gene Ontology annotation, molecular function: oxidoreductase activity, acting on NAD(P)H.
AUGGCAGCCCGGGAUGAACUACCCUCAAAUCAGACCGGCAUCAUUCAACAUGAAGGCGGUAUUCUUCAAAUCACUCAUGGUCUGCCUAUCCCAGAACUCGAGCCCCAUCAAAUGUUGGUGAAGACUGCUGCGGUGGCUCUUAACCCCUGUGAUUAUAAAAUGCCAUUGAGGUUCCCAACUCCAGGUCUCCGAGACGGGUGUGACUUUUCAGGCACAGUGGUUGCGCUAGGAAGCGAGGUUGCUGCACAGGGACGAUUCCGUCUCGGGGAUCAGGCUUUUGGUGCUGUUCAAGGCUCAAACAUGUCGGAUCCAAUGUCUGGAGCCUAUUGUGACUAUAUUCGAACCGAGCCGGAUCUUAUUUUCCAUGUUCCUAAAGGGAUGGAUCUUCUCAAUGCACCCUCCCUUUCAGGGACCGCAAUUGCGACUCUUGGGGUUGCUCUUUUUUGGUCGCUUCGAUUGCCCGGAGAAUUGCACACACCAACAUCCAAGCCCGAGGACGUUCUGGUAUACGGUGGAAGUAGCACUAUAGGGCUACUUGCAAUCCAGAUGGUGAAGCUCUGCGGCCACCGGGUAAUCACCACAUGCUCUCCUCACAACCGCGACUUGGUGAAAUCAUACGGGGCUGAUCUUGUCUUUGAUUACAACUCUCCAAAAUGCGCUGAAGAUAUUCGAGCGGCCACAAAAAACACUUUGCGCUACGCCCUUGAUCCCUUUGCGGAAGCCAAGACUCUGCGGAUGUGCUAUGCAGCCAUUGGCCGUACUGGAGGAAGGUACUGUGCACUUGAGCAAUACCAAGAAAGUCUUUGUUCACGAAAGACAAUCAAGCACGAACUAGUCAUGGGGGGUGCCAUCUCUGGACGAGGUGUUGAGCUCCCAGACCCAUACGGCAUUCCACCACGACCCGAGAUUGGGGUCUGGGCUCGGUCAUGGUAUGCAGAACUCCAAAAACUGAUCAACAAUGGGGAUCUUAAAGCGUGUCCAUUUCAAACCAUCUCGGGCAAAUUUGAAGGGAUUUUGGAGGGGCUGAAUAUGCUACGAAAUGGAAAGGUUUCCGGGAAGAAGCUCGUCGUCCCUAUGACCACAAGAUGA